CGCCUCUUUCCUCUUUCGCCCCGGCUCAGUCAGUCCCUCAGUGGGUGAGCGAGCAGAGCGCUGCACGGCCGGCUGCGCGUCACCUCGUCCGCUCUCCGCCAUGUUCGCGGCGAGUGCCGGGUAGUGCGUGCGUGCGUACGUACGCGUGUACGUAGUGUCUGUGUGUGUGUGUGAGUGUGUGAGUGUGUGUAUCAUCACGAGUGCGGAUUUUAUUUGGAUUAAUCAACCUGGAUCAACAACAACAUCAGAGGAGGUGCGUCUCCGUGCCCCAUGCAGGAAGCGGAGAGAGAGAGAGGGAGAGAGAAGAACACGCCCGAGGCUGUGACGUUGGAAUGAUUUAACAGGGUCAACCUCGGUGCUCGGGCCGCUGCCCCACUUUGAGAUGUGGGCGAAGAGGGCGACAGUCCACUCGCUGACGUGGGCCCUGCUCGCUUCCUGCGUGGCCGCCUUCAUCGUGCCCGAGGAGCUGGUGUCGUUCCUGUCCAUCGUGUACUCCAACAUCCCGCCCAUCAGGAAGGGCACGGACUCCCGCGUCGGCGUUGGGUUCCGGCUCGGCCCGCACGCCGACGCCCAGAUCGUCCUGGAGCUGGGCCCGCAGACCAACACGCGGCCCCUGGGCGCGGCCGCCCCCACCUUCGGCUCGCCGUCCUCCUCCAAGCGGCACGUUCUCCCGGAGCACCUGGACGACGACGUGCCGCAGCUGGUGCAGCAGCAGCUGCGGCCCAACCCGGCCGCGGGCAGCUGGCUCUCAGCCUGGAGGACGUCGGUCAAGAGCCAGCGGCCAGUCCCGGACGAGGACUUCGCCAACCAGGCCGACCUCUCCGCCCCGGGCCCUCUGCCGGACCCGACGAGGCUGACGGGCGCCCCGCUGGUGUCUCACCUGCGGAAGCUGUACCACCCUCCCCCGGCCCGUCAACCGGAGGCUCAACCGGAGAGGCCGCAGGAGCGGCAACCGGCGCGACAAACGGUCACCAUCUGGCAGAAGGCGGUGGCGGCGAAGCCCUACAAGCACAGCAAGGUGUCCGCGACGACCCCAAAGACCGUCGGCAAACCGGCGGCCUCGGCCUCCGCCACCUACGAGGACCUGUCUGACGUGAGCCUGGACUAGCUCCCGUCCUCGCCUCCGGCGUAUGCCCGGGACCCGGCCAGGGUGACUUCUUUGUGUGGCGUCACUUGACGCAUGUGUCGUCAUCGUGUCUGGUAGUGGUGCUCGUCCUGGUUGAUGAUGUAGUGAACGUGAAACUGUAAUCCCGGUCUGUGAUGUCUGUUUGGGGCGGGGCACUCGUUUGUGUUGUAUAUUUAUUUCGUUUGUAACUGUGCCAUGGUGACGACGGCCACGCCGCACACUGCGCAGGGCCCCGUCGGAAAAUCUAAGACUCCUCUUGGACCGUGCUGAUUUAGUGAUAUGGCCAGAUCGUUCAUAUGUGCGUAUACGUGGUCGGGAUUUGGUGGUCUUGUUUCAUUUCUAACAUUUGUAGAUGGAAUUGCGAUGUAUAUACUUAAACACAUACUGGCAUCAGCUGUAUACUUUGUCAAUUAUGUAGCGAUACAGUGAAUUCUAUAAAAAUAAAAGUAAAUAAUUGA
Messenger RNA from Frankliniella occidentalis (western flower thrips), 1584 nucleotides. RefSeq lists its product as uncharacterized. The transcript has 5 exons. NCBI's taxonomy places the organism in Eukaryota, Metazoa, Arthropoda, Insecta, Thysanoptera, Thripidae. The record is from RefSeq and is a predicted model, not a curated record. The coding region runs from base 383 to 1108 and encodes 241 amino acids.